Messenger RNA from Rattus rattus (black rat), 4295 nucleotides. RefSeq names its product zinc finger protein 12 (gene Znf12). The record is from RefSeq and is a predicted model, not a curated record. Gene Ontology annotation, cellular component: nucleus. The transcript has 5 exons. Gene Ontology annotation, biological process: regulation of DNA-templated transcription; positive regulation of reciprocal meiotic recombination. Lineage: Eukaryota; Metazoa; Chordata; Mammalia; Rodentia; Muridae. Gene Ontology annotation, molecular function: histone H3K36 methyltransferase activity; recombination hotspot binding; histone H3K4 methyltransferase activity. The coding region runs from base 215 to 2287 and encodes 690 amino acids.
UCUACGCUCGCAUCCGCAGCGCAGCUUUGGCGAGUGCGAGCUGGUGUCGCGAGCCUGCGGGGCCGAGGUCCGUGCGUCCGGGUCGGCAGCUGGCGGACGCACCUUUGCAGGCCCGGGAGGCCAAGGGACAGGUUGACAGGAGCGGCGAGACCCGGGCGCGGCCUCCUAGACCCGACUGCAUUAGUUCUACAGAUUUUUCCUACCGCAGCAGAAGAUGAAUACAUCUUUGGCCCCGCUGUCAUUCAAGGAUGUAGCUGUGGCCUUCUCCCAGGAGGAGUGGCAGCAGCUGGACUCUGAGGAGAGGACGACCUACCGGGAUGUGAUGCUGGAGACCUACAGCAACCUCGUCUCUGUGGGGUAUCACAUUAUCAAACCGGAUGUUAUCAUCAAGUUGGAACGAGGAGACGAGCCAUGGAUAGUAGAAGGAGCUCUCUCACCUCGGAGCUAUCCAGACGAGAUCUGGCACGAGAGCAGCCCGAUGGAGGGAGUCCAGGAAGAUGAAGAGGACCAAUCACGUUCAGCUGUGUUCCGCUGCGGAAGCCUGCUCGAUGCUGCUCGUACGGCCGCUGAGGUAGCAAAAAAGCUCGCCCCGUCAGGGAAAGUCCUCCCUAAGUGCAGCUCCUGUGAGGAGAGCCUGAUGUGUGUCUCCGCGUUCAUUCGUAGCGAUGGAAGCUAUGCAAAACUGCGGCCCAAUGUGUGUGCUGGGUGUGGGAAGCCCCUCCUCCACGGUAAGCUUGAGAAAACACAUCCUGGAGACGAUGAAUUGAGUGGAGAUGGAGAGGAGGACUGUUCUCUAAGUGAAGAAAGUGUUUAUCAGAACGUUCGCUUUGUGGAGAAGCCUUUGGACUAUGUCGAGUGGCAGAAACCCUUCCCAAAGAGCGCUGUGUUUCUUAAUCACCUGGAGGAGGAGCCCUGCGACUGGAAUGAUUCUGAGGAAGCUUUUCUGCAGACGUCAGACCUCAGCACCCACCAGGAGUCCCUCGUGGAAAUGAAGCCCUACGAUUGCCAGCAGUGCGGGAAGUCCUUCUGCAAGAGGUCCAAGUUCAUCAUUCACCAGAGAACUCACACGGGAGAGAAGCCCUUCAAGUGCAAUCAGUGCGGGAAGUCCUUCUGCCAGAAGGGCACCCUCACGGUACACCAGAGGACCCACACGGGGGAGAAGCCCUACGAGUGCACAGAGUGCGGGAAGACCUUCUACCAGAAGCUGCACCUCAUUCAGCACCAGAGGACCCACUCUGGCGAGAAGCCCUACAAGUGCAGCUACUGUGGGAAGUCCUUCUGUCAGAAGACACACCUCACUCAGCACCAGAGGACACACUCGGGAGAGAGGCCCUACGUUUGUCACGACUGCGGAAAGACCUUCUCUCAGAAGUCAGCACUCAACGACCACCAGAAGAUCCACACAGGCGUCAAGCUCUACAAGUGUAGCGAGUGUGGCAAGUGCUUCUGCCGCAAGUCCACGCUCACCACGCACAUGAGGACGCACACGGGCGAGAAGCCGUACGAGUGUAACGAGUGCGGGAAGUUCUUCUCCAGGUUGUCGUACCUCACUGUGCAUUACCGAACCCACUCGGGGGAGAAGCCCUACGAGUGUACGGAGUGCGGGAAGACCUUCUACCUGAACUCGGCCCUCAUGAGACAUCAGAGGGUGCACACGGGGGAGAAGCCUUACGAGUGUACGGAGUGUGGGAAACUAUUCUCACAGUUGUCCUACCUCACCGUCCAUCACAGAACUCACUCAGGAGUGAAGCCCUACGAAUGUAGUGAGUGUGGGAAGACCUUCUACCAGAACUCAGCCCUUUGUAGACACCGGCGGAUUCACAGAGGGGAGAAGCCCUAUGAAUGCUACAUAUGUGGCAAGUUCUUUUCUCAGAUGUCCUACCUCACCAUCCAUCACAGGAUUCACUCAGGAGAGAAGCCCUAUGAGUGCAGCGAGUGUGGGAAGACCUUCUGCCAGAACUCAGCCCUUAACAGACAUCAGCGCACACACACGGGAGAGAAAGCCUACGAGUGUUACGAGUGUGGGAAGUGCUUCUCCCAGAUGUCGUACCUCACUAUCCACCACAGGAUCCAUUCUGGAGAGAAGCCCUUCGAAUGUAACGAGUGCGGGAAAGCCUUCUCUCGGAUGUCGUACCUCACCGUGCACUGCAGAACCCACUCAGGAGAGAAGCCCUACGAAUGUACAGAGUGCGGGAAGAAAUUCUACCACAAGUCAGCAUUCAAUAGCCAUCAGAGAACACACAGGAGAGGGAACGGGAGUGGGGUUGAUGUGGGAAGGCUCCUUUAAAGUCAGACGCGAGACCGUCUCAGUAGACUAGAAACUCCUGCCUGCACUUGAGCCCUGAGGUUAAGUAGGCCCUCGGUGCCCCUAGGCUCCGUCUCUUAGGACCCACCAAAACUAUGUAGGAAAAGGGGUUUCUCUACUGAGUCUGUACAGAUUAUUUUUUUCUCCAUCCCCUGAGCAGUACAAUGUAACAAAUCUUUAUAUUGCUUUGAUACGGUAUUAAGCGUUAUAGAUAAACUGGAGGGGAAUUAAAGAACACGAGGGAAUUACGUGGGGUGUACACAAUGAUGAUGUCAUCUUACAGACGUGGGUGUUCAGGUGGUCUCAGAACCACACUCCCGCAUACCAAAGGACACGCGUGUCAGAGAGCUCACACAAAUGAACAAGUCUGUGUGAAACAGACCCAUCAGAAGCUCACAGGGCAGGAGCCGCAGUCGGGAAAAGAGCACAGAGCAGACUACACAGGAGUCAAGAUGUAGAAAUAGGUUUCAGCAUAACCUCGACCUGCUUAGCGGGGAACUGUCUCAACUUAAGGAAUGUGGGGAGGACACACCUUCGGAAACUGCUAAUACUACAGGACACUUAAAAAUUAAAAAAAUUAAAAGGAGAGGGGCUGGAGAGAUGGCUUAGAGGUUAAGAGCACUGACUGCUCUUCCAGAGGUCCUGAGUUCAAUUCCCAGCAACCACAUGGUGGCUCACACCCAUCCGUAAUGAGAUCUGAUGCCCUCUCCUGGUGUGUCUGAAGACAGCAACAGUGUACUCAUAUACACGAAAUAAAUAAAUCUUUAAAAAAUUAAAUACUCUGCUAGAAAUAAGUACAAUCCAACUACAAGAUGUAAAAUUGUCAGUCUGCUUAGCCAAAUUUGCCGCACUAACCUGGUAACGUAGGGCUUGUGGCUUCAAUUUCGGUAACCGUCACACAAGUCUCACGUUCAUUUUAAACCAAGCUUGGAAAAGUGUGUGCUCUGUAACCUAUGGUGAGAUUACCCACUCCAGGUUCCCGUCCUGUUACUGUCUCCGUAGGCACUGCCACUGAAGUAGUUUUGGAAAUUACGAACUAUGCUUUUUCUCACAUUUUUUCCUUGGAUUUUAAAAUGUAUUUGGUCAUUGUCACAGGAUUCUGUCCUCUGUAAGGAAGCCAGGUUUUUUUUUUUUCCUCAGAAAUAUAUCUAUGAAAUAGAAAACUUGGAAUAGAUAAUUUUAAACUAAGCCGGAAGUCUAUACAGAUCAGAAAUAGCUUUAGCACUCACUGUACUGGGUACAGCUAAGAACCAUACUUAGGAUAUUGUCAUUUCUAUAUGCGUUAACUCACUUUUUUAUAUGGAUGCUUACGAGUAUUCGGAGCACAGUGGCUGGGUAGCAUGGUGCGUGCCGUGGUUAUGAGCGCGCCCUGCUGUCCCUUCCCUCAGAAGUGAGAACACACACAGAGGAAUGUGGCAGACUUCACCCAGUGCCUUCUGCCGCUCCCUCCUUGGCUUGUCCGAGUGCGUUCCUCCUUGGAUGAUGGGAGGUAACUCCUGGGAAGUUUUAAUUCCUGGGGAUAAUCCUUUCUCGGAACCUUGGACCUAAGUCCAGAGAAUCAGAAAUGGUAUGAGAGCAUUUCUUGAAAGGGUCUCCUCAGAGAGGUAGAACCUUGUGAGCAUCACCUUCUCUGGAUGCGGUGCCCGAUCAUGACUGCCAACCACAUGUACCAUGUGUAGUCCUGGCUGGGACCUGAGUGAUAUCACAGAGCCACUAAACCAACGUGACCUGUAGCCACUCUGGGUCUGGACUGUGGUUUUUGUUUUUUGUUUUUUCUAAGAGACUUUCUAAACCAGGUGACUUAGGGACAUUCUGAUAAUAACAAGAAGACAUUGUUCUGCUUUACGCUUUGUAGGAGUUCUACAAUUCUGAAGUGGACUUUAGGCAAAUCGUUUAUUUUGAUGUGUCCAUAGAGAGAUUUACUGUCUGUAAAUUUGUAUAUAAAUAACCUGAGAAUUGAAAAUGAACUUGAAACAAAUGUGUACUCUUC